Messenger RNA from Ahaetulla prasina, 2976 nucleotides. RefSeq names its product GRAM domain-containing protein 2B-like. The record is from RefSeq and is a predicted model, not a curated record. The transcript has 13 exons. The coding region runs from base 986 to 2014 and encodes 342 amino acids. NCBI's taxonomy places the organism in Eukaryota, Metazoa, Chordata, Lepidosauria, Squamata, Colubridae.
GAAAGAGUUCUGAAAGAAAAAAGUUUAAGAAACACUGGUUAUAUUGACACCUAUAAAGAUACUUUUCUUUGGCAGCCAUAUAUAUAUUUAUUUUUCUACUAUGUUAUAAUUGUUUUAAAUCAUUUUUAUGAUUUCACGCUGUCCAUAGUCACUUGUUUAAGAUGGCUGGCUAUAGAAAUUAAAUAAAAUGAAUAAACAAUAAAUAUAAAAAAUGGAAUACUUCCUCUUUUCAUUUUAACAGUAUGAACGUUUCACAGCUCAAUAGAAAACCCAUCACUUGAAUCCACUCCAGCUGCUAAAGUCCUGCUCUCUACCUAAAACAAUUUUCUCAGCUGAUUCCCAGGAUCCAUCGAAGCAAAGCUCUUCACCAAAUACCAGAUUCCUUAUUUUGGGGGGGAACAGUCCGCUUCCUCUUCACCUUUAACGAAGCUGGUAGCCACACUCAUUCCGCCUACCCUACCCUGCAGGAUUGUUGUUCUAGUUUGGGGAGUGGAGGGGAGAACGGGAAGAGGAAGCGCCAUAUACGCGCCACGGUGAGUCUCCAAAAGAAAUAUAUGGCAUACAUGCUAUAAAUUAGAUGCGCGACUUGGAUCCGCAUUCAGGGAGAAGCUAGCUUUCCUUUAAACUUCUUUUAAACCACCAAGGGGCGCCCUUGCCCUUAGCAGCCGCCGUUUCCUUUCGACCCAUUCGGAGUCACUCCGGUGAGUUUUAGGGAUUGCAAAUCGCUCUCCGGCUUCCCGAAGGCUGACCUCGAUUUUUUCGGCCGAGACGCAGGCGAGGGAAGGAAUCCGUCCUCCUCCCGCCAGCUACGAGGGGCGCAAGAUCCUCUCUUGAAUUUUGGCGGAGUUCAAGAAGUUUUCCCACGGUGGUAACCGCAUCAGCCGCGGAGGAAGGCAAAGGGGAGGAGAAGAUCGGACGGUCCCGAGCAAAGUCAGAGGCUGCCUAUCCGACCUGCCCACCUCUCGGGUCCGCGCGAUAGUUGCGGAUGCUUGGCCAAACAUCCAGGAUGGCGAAGCUGGGGGUGGUCCUGCGCAGCAACAGCCUGACCUUACCCGAAAUCAGCUGCAUCCCUGACAUGUCCGGAAAAAACCGAAAGAGCAAAAGGAAAAUGUCAGAGCAGAAAAAAUCCUACAGCCUGGAAGAGUUUGUGGCCGAGGGGUUCCGAAACGAACACAAUGCACUUUUGACUCGAUCCAAAACAUACGAUGCGUCUGUCUCCAAAGACGUUGAGAAGGAAACAGUUUCUCUCCAGAGAAGGACUUCUGUCUCUGAUCUGGUGAAGCAUGCCAUGAAUUUCCGCCGCGUCUUCAAAGAUCUCUCUGAAGAGGGGGACCUCCUGGGAACAUUUUCAUGUUCCUGGCAACGAGAAAUGCCUUAUUAUGGCCGCCUCUACGUCACUAACAAUCAUAUCUGCUUCUACUGUAGCGUGCUGCGACGGGAACUUAAGGUGAUCAUUCCAGUGCCGAAUAUCAGUGUCCUAAAGAAGGCCAACACAGCCUUGUUGGUACCCAACGCCAUUUGCAUCCGUACAACUGAAGGAGAGAAGUUUCUGUUCAGCUCCAUUCGGUCACGGGAGAGUGCCUUCCAGCUCCUGCGCUCUGUUUGUAAACAUCUUGAGGACAGCAGUCAGAAUAACAGUCCAACUCCACCUCCCAUCAGCUCAGACCAUCUCCUGAAGGUACCCUUGAACUCGAAGGAAUCAGAUGCAAAUUACAACUUUCCAGAGAAAACAGAUGUGGCAGACAGGAUCCAGAUACCUUAUGAAGCGUCUUGCGAGCAGCAACAGCAGGUGACAAAACAGCAAAAGGCAGGGCAGACGACGAAGUCAGUAGCAAACCGGACGACUCCGCUGUGCCGUUUCAACACCGUUAUAAUCAUCUACCUCUUUUUGGUCGUUCUCCUGCUUUGUUCUUCGGGCUACAUUGGUCUGCGUAUCAUCCAGCUGGAAGAACAGUUGAUUUCUAUGGGGGCUUGGCCUGAACUGGAUCUUCAGCAUCAAUAUAAGCGAAGCUGAGGAAUAAAUUGUGUUCCGGGCAUCUAUGCAAGGUGAUGCUGAAACCGACAUUUCUGUGACUGAUCACAACUUCUCGCUGAUCACAACUUAAAGGAGAAACAGAAUUUUCCUUAGCCCUCGAUCAUCAAGCUCAACCACGCAGGAUCUUACAACAUCGAUUCUGCUCGGGGUUAUUUCCCCCCCCCCCAGCUUUUUCUGGAAAUAGAGGGGGGGUGUCUCCCCAAGAAGUAGAGAAUAUAGAAAGAUAACUUUUAAAGGGUGCCUGUGCACCAUGCAAAAUUCAGAGGCUGACCCACCAUGGAUCUAUCGUGUGCCUUGAGAAGCCAAAAUUUAGUAACUUUUUUACUCCUAACAUUUCCAUGUAAAAGAAGAUGGGAAAGGUGAAACACCUCUCUCUUAGUUUUUGUGUGUGGGGAAAAAAAAACUACCUUUCCCCCCUUCCUCUUUUUUUAAAGGCCAGGGAAGGUAUGUUUUAUCAUCUUGCACAAUAUUUUUGUAACUAGCAUAAGUGGGUGGUUUAAGAGGCUUAUGCUAUCACCGACACCUUUACUAUUGACUCUACCUCCAGAGUUCAGAGUAUUGGGGUGUUAUUAAUGUUUAAGCAAAGCAACUAUGGAGCCUCCGUGUUCAAAUGUGAUCUACCACAAAGUAGAAACUGUUAAGAGCUGAGCAGGGAAAGGGCUGGCCCUUCAAAUCCUGCUUGAGGUAACCCGCUGGCAUUUCAGAUGGAGAAGAAUGAGUUCUACGUUCAGUUGAAAAUCUGUUAAAGAUUGUUUUAAAAUACCAAGGAUUUUCCCCUCUCCCCUUGUCUCCCCUUCCCCCACACCCAGACCAGCAUUUUCAGGGACAAAUUGGGAUUUUGACUCAUGACAGAUACCUUAUUUUUAAAAUAUCAGCCGUUUGGGCAUAAAUUAAAUCCAGUUAUUUAUAAUGCAAAGUAGCAUUUCUCUUUUAUUAAACUU